Molecule: messenger RNA, 994 nt
Organism: Sphaerulina musiva SO2202
Lineage: Eukaryota; Fungi; Ascomycota; Dothideomycetes; Mycosphaerellales; Mycosphaerellaceae
Exons: 3
Coding region: 1-564 (187 amino acids)
Source: RefSeq, a predicted model, not a curated record
AUGGGAAGUCCGCAAGAGAAUGUUCUGAAGCCUCCAACGUUACCCAGAGGCUAUUGGACCCCACGAUCUUCCUGGGCCUGGGACGCGCCGUUCACACAGCGUGAGCUGCUGAUCGCAUCACGGCGAGAACUGCACUUUGGACUGUACAUUCAUUUCCAAUACUCUCUGCCCAACCGACGAGACCUUCACGCCGAAGUUGUGCAGCACGACUCAGCGUCCGCGAUUCGAAUAGCCGUCAAGCACGUCCGCAACGAGAACAGGAGCAGGAGGACAUCGAACAAGACGCUAUCUGUGUGGCUCAUGCCAGUACUCUGCACCUGGAACCAACACCCGGAGUUCAUGCUAGUGGCUGUCCUCGUGGGUAUCAAGAAGGUUGAAGACACGAGACUGGUGCACACUGUCUAUUCAGGUUGUGUUCUGAGUGAUAUCCUCCACGAGCUCCGCGUUCUCGCCUGUGGACAACUUUCCAGGAGUCCUGCAGACCUCUCUGACGCGUCCAGCUGUUCGACUUACGACAUCAGCGCGCGCUCCUUAGAUGAGCUUCGCUUGCGGUGUUCGUCAUAACAAUCGCAACUGCCUCGCAAGUCGCUAUUGUUUCGAGCACUAUCAUCAUUCACACACAGUCUACCUGCUGCACAGCGCAAUCCUAUCAGCACGUGACCUUCUACUGCGUCACCUAGUCAUCACCGCUACGAAUACCUCAAAACUUCACACGACAACUUAAUCACCUACAUCAUUAUUCUUGCCACCAGCAGCGCUUUUCUGGAAACACCGGCGCUAUGGCUUCUGACCCAUGGCACUGGACUGCCCUGCAGGUGGCUGACUGCUUUCGCAACAAUGCGCCGGUACUCAUUGAUGACAUUCCGAAUGCACGGCUUCCGGACAUGAACGCAUUCGCACAGAAAAUCGAGGAAAACGACGUGUGUGGAUUUAUGCUCUUCGAAGAAGUUGAUACUGGCUUCCUCCGAGAUGAGUGCGGUAUCAAGUCGCUGGG